UUAUCUACCGACUAACUCAACCAGUGGUACCAGCGGAUUUGUGUCGUAUGUUUGAGGUGACUUUAUUGAUAAGCUUGAGUGUAGAGGAGGUAACGAGUAGGAUCGAGAUGCUAUUAUUUGAAAUUGUUUAAAUAUUAGAAUAGUGAGAUAUUUUACCAUGAAGAGUACCAUGUACAGACGAUUGGUGUGAGAGUAUGGCUUGUGAGACACUGGAGAGGGUGGAAGGCCCAGAAUCUCUAAGGAAUGGAGUGGAUAGAGAUGUGUGGAGGAGAGAAGGUUUGUGGACGAACAAUUGGACAGACAUGGAGUUUAUUAGACAAGAUUCUGAAGGAGGAUGAGCGUGUUUGCUACCAAUCAUGCAUUUUUCAGGCAGAAAAGGGAAAAGAAUUGGUCACUGGGAUCAUGAGGGACAAUGUGACUCAAGUUUUGAAGUGUCUUAAGGUUUGGUAUGAUCUUCCAUUAAAGGUAUUUGUCACAACUGUUCAGAUGAUGGACCUGUUUCUUGAAAAAGUCAAGGCUCAACCUAAGCAUCUAUCAUGUAUUGCACUAAGCUGUUUGCACCUUUGUAUGGGAUGGAUGGAAGAAACUAGCAAGAUACCUCCUUCAGAAUUAAUCAGGAUCAGCCAGAUUACUUGUAGCACAAGAGACUUGCAGCGAAUGGAAGGAAUCAUUAUCCAGAAGCUGGACUGGGAACAGGAACCCCUGACAUCCCUUGACUUCCUGGAACUGUUCUAUGCACUAUACUGCUGUGCUAUUCAGAUAACCAGCAAGGGAGUUAGUACAUUUUCACUAAAAGAAUGUACUCAGAAACUUGAAGUAGUGGUCUGCAACCAUAAGAGUGUCUCUCUUAAGCGGAGUAUUGUAGCUCUAGCUGUACUAAGCAAUGAGAUAGAGAAUCAAGAAGACAACACUUGGAAUUGGAAAGCUUUUAUAGCUGACCUUCGAACAUACUGUAAGAUAAAAGAAAAAGAAAUGAAAGCUGUUAGUGCAACUGUAAAAAGAAUACUGUCUAUCUAUAAUCAACAACGCUGUCUGCCUGAUCCAUUAAGACAAAGACUUUCUUGGAAGUUGUCUAUACGUACUGUGAGACACCUGAGAUUACUUAAUCGGUGGCGUUUUAGCCAGCUGGCUCCUGUUUGUGAGCAUCAGUCCCUUUCAUCUGGAACUGACAUUUCAAGUUCCACUGAUACAGAGGAAAAUGUUGAAGCAGCAAUGCCAGGUGUUACAUCCCAAAAUGUGUGGCAAAGUUGUUCACUUCCAGGAAUUGAAAGCUGUUCUACAUCUUGUGUAGUUCCCAUUGCAAACCGGUUCCUUGUUCAUGCUGGAUAAAUGACUUACCACAAAUUGUUUUAAAAAUUUUAAGAUAAGUGGGAUUUUCUGUGUUUAUUUUUAAUUUGAGAGUAUGAGCUUGUUUUCACUUUGUUAAUUUGUAGUCUGCAGAUCAUCUGAUUAUAUCUGAUUGUGACUUUGGAAUUAUGUAGUUAUGUGAGGAAGAAAUCUAAAAUUCAAUUUAAAGUAAACAAUUUAAUAAUAUUUACACAACUUGUUACACCCACACAUGUGUUUGUGAGUGCAUGCGCAUAUAGUUUUGCAUAUAGUCAAGUCAUUUUCAUGGCUUAUAUUAAGAGAAUAUGUAGUCGUUUUUUAAUUCAUCCUCUAUGAAAAUCAAACCUAAGUUUUGUUUUUAUUCUACUUAAAUACUGUAUAAUAAGUGUAACAAUAUUGUAAAGUUUUCAUUCUAUCAAUAUUGUAUAGUUUUUGUUUCACUCUUUAGAAACACUUCCCUGUUUUAAGUAGUUCUCAUGACAAGUUGUUAUAAAAACAAAUCAAUUGCAGUCACCCCCCCAUAUUCCUUUGAAUUUGGUUUGUCAACUCAUUGUUGUAGUAAUAUUCAUUAGUGAAAUUUUUUAAGGAAGUCCUUUUCCAAAAACUUAAUUUAAUAACAACUAGUAUACAACAAGAAAGAAAGUUUCCUGGCAUUAUAGUAUGUCAGACUUGUUUACCAAACUUUUGAUAUAUAGAAAUCAGUUUCAGUUUUAGCAUUCAAUAGCUACAAAUGGAUUUUGUGAAUUUAUUUAAGUAUGCAGCUUCAUAUCAAGAAAUGUAAACUGAUAAAUUACAUUCAGUAACUGACAAUAUUGAUAUAUGUACUCAAAAUGGUAACUAUAAAAAAGUAAUUUGUAUAGUCAUUUUCACAUUGCAGUGGAUAUUGUUUUAGUGUCACGAUAUUAAUGAUUAAGAAGUAUACAAGUUUUUGCAAGAUUUUUCUUUUGUUGGAUGAAUGGAUUUUGUCAUUCAUGUGCAACUCUAAAGUUAAAAAGAAAAUACACAUUUGUAUUCUCUUAAAAGCAGUUCAUUUGGCCCUCUAAUGGUUAAAGCAAGCUGAUUAAUACUGUAUAGUUUGCUUGGUGUAAAAAUUAAAACUGGAAUUACCCCUGGGGGGUUUACAAGAAAGAGGCUCGGGGAUGUUGAUGUUUUAAUUACAAGAUUACACUUUAAUAGCAGUUUACUAAAGUGGUGUGUCUGUGUUGCUUAAGUUUGGCUUAUUGUUUAGUUCUAUUUUUUCAUCUUGAUAAUUAAUGUACAUACACUCAAGUGUGUAUAAUUGGAUAGAACUUAAUCUACCAAAGUGUGGCACAAAUUGUAAUGAGUAUUAUGGUGCAUAAUGGAAUUUUCCUUUAAAUCAUAGUGAUAGUUUGUUGUUUGUUUUCCACAAAAGACAAACUUGUCAUUUAGAAACUCAAUUGAAAAAUAUAGCAGAACAUGAUCAAGUAGAUAAAGGCUAUCAAACUUAUAGAAAUUUGCUACAUGUGAAAAAUAAAGUUUAAACAAAUGCUGUUCUUAUAUUUAAACAGAAAAGUACUUUAAAACCUCUAUCCACAGUGCUUCACUUAUGUAUAGCAGCAUGUUAUCUAAUGUGAAUAUUGUAAGUUGGUUUGAUGUUUAAAUUUACUAUGUAUAUUUUAUUUUUGGCUUUUAUUAAAAACUGAUGCAUGUAAGAAUUGCUAUUGUUUGAACUGUGUGUUGUAAAGAAUGUUGAACUUUCUCUGACAUGGGUGUUUGUCUAAAUGUUUUUAAUAAUAUUGCUUGUAAAUGCAGAUUUAGUAUUAGUUUCUGAUUAUGUUCAAAUUACUUUCGUUUUGUUACUCUUCUCCAAAUCAUUAUUUUUCUUUGUUAACUUGUAUAAAAAAAAAAAAAUACUUUUUUCUUGUUUAUAGUUAUGUAUAAAGUUGUAACAUGUACUGUACAGUAUAGACAAGAAUCUAUUUUUUUUUGUGAGUUAGAAUACUUUGUGUUCCUUAUGUACACCAACUAGAAUUAAAUGUAUAUUUUAUAAAAGUCAAAUACGUUUUAUCUGUAUUGUUAAUAUUUCAUCAUAUUUGUGAAAAAUAUUAUUGAUUUUUGUUAAAUUAAGUGAAAACUAAUUGAUUAAUUACUUGUUUAAAGAGAUUGCUUAUUGUUUUAGUUUUUGAGCAUAAUUUGGAACAUAACACUUAAUAGGUGUUCUAGUUAUUGCAGUGAUUAAGUGACUGUGUUUUCUCUUAUCCCCAAACCCAGAAUACUACAGAGGGAAGGAUAUAAAUAUUAAUUUUGAGCUGUUUUUAAUGUAUAUAUACCUCUGUAAUGAGAGUAGUAUGUACAAGAUUCAAAAUUAGUUCUCUAUUUUGGAAUUGUAUGGAAGACUUGUAUAAGCAAGAUUCUUUUACAUUUCUUCAUCAGUAGUGAAUUCUUUUCAUUGAAUGACAUCCCAUUCUUGAAAAGUGUGUAAUAGAACAGAAAUUUAUAUGUUGGAUUUGUUCAUCUGAGGAAUAAUUUCAUGCCCGAAAUGUUAGUCACUUUAUAAUCUUUUGCGUUCUUACCACCAGGAGUGGAGGUACUUUUGGGCCUUUAAAACCAUCUAGGACCUAGUAAGUAAAAGUUGCCCCAUAAGUUGUAAGAAGCUAGAAAAAUGAAAAAUGUCAAAUUCCCCUUCAAUUUGAUCACAUAAUAAUUGGAUGAAGUCCCAAUUUGAAACUUCUUGACAUUACAUUAAAGCUAUAUCAGUUUUUGAAAUAACUUGAUUGCUUCAUUUGACAAAUUUAUCAUAGGUCUGUUGCGAAUUACUUUGGUUUAUCAAGAUUCUUGUAGGCCUGUUUUGAAAGAACUUCUACCACCAAUAUUCAUAUUCUGUAAUUUACAUGUAACAGUUUUUUCUUUUUAAGGAAAACAGUUUCCGUUGAUUAGAUAUGGAGGUGAUGUUCAUACACGACACCUAUUUAAAAACAAAUAUCAAGACACACAGUAGUGUGUUGUGUGGCCAAAACAACCUGCAGAUCAUACUGCUGGUUAUUAAUAGGAGUGAUAGUUUAGCAGUUUUUCCACUUUAUGAAGCUUAGACUAUGGUAAUCCAAACUAUCCCAUAUUUUCAGUGGCAGUGCUCUAGUGGACCUUUAUUUCACAUACCAAAUUUCAAGGCAAUCCAGUAAGAAACACACAGAUAUGAAAUCUCCAAUGUUCAUUGAAUUUCUUCCUAUUUUUUUUCUUCCAAACGAUUACACUGAAAAGUUAUUUGAUAAACAAACAUACUUAACUUUGAUAGUUUUUUUCAAAUUUGGUACACUGAGAGAUGUUUAUAACCCAAAUUAUGUGUCAAAUUUGGUCUGAAUACAAGGCACAUGUCCAAAGUUAUUCAACAAAAACAGCUCAAUUUUGCUCCAAAUUUUGGUGCACGAGAGCUAUCAGCCUGAACUUUUUAGCACAAUUUCAUCUAAGAUUAAAGGUGGACCAUUUUUAGUUUCUUGUCGUUGGGAUGAAAA
Messenger RNA from Limulus polyphemus (Atlantic horseshoe crab), 4796 nucleotides. RefSeq names its product cyclin-G1-like. The record is from RefSeq and is a predicted model, not a curated record. Gene Ontology annotation, molecular function: cyclin-dependent protein serine/threonine kinase regulator activity. The coding region runs from base 244 to 1329 and encodes 361 amino acids. Lineage: Eukaryota; Metazoa; Arthropoda; Merostomata; Xiphosura; Limulidae. Gene Ontology annotation, biological process: mitotic cell cycle phase transition; regulation of cyclin-dependent protein serine/threonine kinase activity. The transcript is spliced from 7 exons. Gene Ontology annotation, cellular component: cyclin-dependent protein kinase holoenzyme complex; nucleus; cytoplasm.